Glycine soja is the source of this 1427-nucleotide messenger RNA. RefSeq names its product cinnamoyl-CoA reductase 1-like. Gene Ontology annotation, molecular function: oxidoreductase activity, acting on the CH-OH group of donors, NAD or NADP as acceptor. The transcript is spliced from 5 exons. The coding region runs from base 117 to 1199 and encodes 360 amino acids. The record is from RefSeq and is a predicted model, not a curated record. Lineage: Eukaryota; Viridiplantae; Streptophyta; Magnoliopsida; Fabales; Fabaceae.
UUAGUACACUAGAACAACAACAAUAAUAAUAAUAAAAACUCGAGGUUGUUACAACACACAAAAGAGUAGUUUAUCUAUCUGCAACAGCAACAGGGUGACAGUGACACUGUCGUAGGAUGGAGAAGGUGGUAUGUGUGACCGGCGGCAGUGGCUGCAUUGGUUCAUGGCUCGUCCAUCUCCUCUUGGAUCGCGGCUACACCGUUCACGCCACCGUCCAAAAUCUCAGUUUUUACAAUCCACACUCUUUCAUUCAUUCAUCAUUUCAUUAUUAUUAUUACAACUCUCACACAACACAACACAACCUUUCUAAAUUAAUUUGCUUUUCCUUCUUCUCACUAACAACAGACGAUGAGGCCGAGACGAAGCAUCUACAAUCCCUCGACGGAGCGUCCACACGCCUCCGCCUCUUCCAGAUGGAUCUCCUCCGCCACGACACCGUCCUCGCCGCCGUGCGCGGCUGCGACGGCGUCUUCCACCUCGCCUCUCCCUGCAUUGUCGACCAAGUCCACGACCCCCAGAAGGAGCUUCUGGACCCGGCGAUUAAGGGAACCAUGAACGUGCUCACGGCGGCGAAGGAGGCAGGGGUGCGGCGCGUGGUGCUCACUUCCUCCAUCUCCGCGGUUACGCCGAGCCCCAAUUGGCCCGGUGAUGUUGCCAAGACGGAGGAAUGCUGGACCGACGUUGAAUAUUCCAAGCAAAAGGGGUUGUGGUAUCCGUUGUCGAAGACUUUGGCUGAGAAAGCUGCUUGGGAUUUUGCCAAGGAGAAUGAUUUGGAUGUUGUGGUGGUAAAUCCUGGCACUGUGAUGGGUCCUGUUAUUCCACCAAGGCUUAAUGCAAGCAUGGUCAUGCUUGUGCGCCUUCUUCAAGGCUGCGCUGAAACAUAUGAGGACUUUUUUAUGGGAUCGGUCCACUUUAAGGAUGUAGCAUUGUCACAUGUUUUGGUGUAUGAGAACAAAUCAGCGGCUGGUAGGCAUCUGUGUGUUGAAGCUAUCUCUCACUACGGUGACUUUGUGGCAAAAGUUGCUGAACUUUAUCCAGAGUAUAAUGUGCCUAAGAUGCAACGAGAUACCCAACCGGGAUUAUUAAGAACAAAGGAUGGAGCAAAGAAACUGAUGGAUUUGGGUUUGCAAUUCAUUCCAAUGGAGAAGAUUAUUAAGGAUGCUGUAGAGGAUUUGAAGAGCAAAGGGUUCCUUUCUUAAAUGAUGCUGCUGCUAUUUAGAACUUGUGUUAGAGUUAUAUUAGAGUGUAGAUUUGUGAUGUUUGCAAUAUGAGCACUUGUGACACAAAGUGUGUAUAAUUUGUUUCCUCAAUAAUGCAAAUUGAGGCUGACUCAAUAUGUAUUGUCAAUCUGUUACUACUUUUUUUCUUAUUAUUAUUAAUAAGGAAUAAAAGCUAGAAUAGACGGGGAGAGGUUAAGGACUUGAAUA